AUGGGGAUCCUGUAUUCAGAGCCUAUUUGCCAAGCAGCUUACAAUGGUGAAAUCCACCAGGUGUACCAGCUGAUAAAGACUGAUUCCAAAAAUGUCAAUGUUCAGGAUAAAGUAUUUGGAGACACGCCUCUAAUAGCUGCUUGUAAAAGUGGGCAUGUCAGGAUUGUCAAAUACCUUUUAGAAGAAAAUGCUGAUGUAUCCUUGAGAAACAAGAAAAGAAGGACGUGCUUGCACUAUGCUGCAAAAAGGACAUUUUCCUUCGUGGAUUAUCUAAUGAUUGUUAUUCUCAUGCCGAUCCUGCUGAUUGGAUAUCUAAUAAUGAUUGAAAAACAGAAGAAGCUUGUGGAUUUGAUGGAGCUGAUGUUAAGUAAUAAUGUGGACAUUAAUGCUGUAGACUAUAAAGGAAACACAGCUCUUCACUACGCCUGUCGGUGUAAAAGUCACCGAAUCAUUUCUCUGUUGUUGAGGGAAAAUGCAAAUAUAUCAGUAAAGAACAACGAUGGUGAAACACCAUUUGAUAUUGCGCAGAGAUUAAAAUUCCAAAAAGUUGUAGCAAUGCUGCAAAAAUCAGAAUGA
Messenger RNA from Trichomycterus rosablanca, 576 nucleotides. It is a transcript of the gene ankrd22, whose product is annotated as ankyrin repeat domain 22. Bases 1 to 576 code for a protein of 191 amino acids. The transcript is spliced from 6 exons. NCBI's taxonomy places the organism in Eukaryota, Metazoa, Chordata, Actinopteri, Siluriformes, Trichomycteridae. Gene Ontology annotation, molecular function: protein binding. The record is from RefSeq and is a predicted model, not a curated record.